ACUAUGAUGUAAUGAGGGCCGACUUCAUUCACCAGCAGCCAGAAAACCAAAUCCCGAUCACUUAUAUAAAUAAUCGUGGCUCGCUCUUGCUUUACUCAAUAUCACAGCUGAUAUAUCUACGCCCUUUCUUUGUAUCUUCAAGCAAACAGCGACACCAUGAGUCUUUCACGCAACGAACAGAUCAAGCAAUAUGGCUGGACAGCUCUUCCUUGCGACCCCGCUCAAUGGGGCGGCGACAAGAAGAACCACAAGGAGCCGACUCCUCAGCUCUGCAGCGACGUGACUCUGCCUGACUCACCAUUGGUCAAGGCUGCAAUGGACCAUGUCAAGAAGGAGCUUCCUGAACAUACUUUCAAUCACAGCAUGCGUGUCUUCUACUACGGUAUGGCAAUAGCGAGACAACAGUUCCCAUCUUGGGAGUUUAACGCUGAAACAUGGUUGUUGACUUGUUUCUUCCACGACAUUGGCACAGCGGACAAGCACACCCACGGCACCUUCAUGUCCUUUGAGUUCUACGGAGGGUACCUCGCAAUGGACCAGCUCAAAACGUUUGGCUCCCCACCUGCACAAGCAGAGUCUGUCGCUGAAGCCAUCAUUCGGCACCAAGAUCCCGUGGAAACUGGUACUAUCACCACCAUCGGUCUUCUGAUUCAAUUGGCCACUCAAUUCGACAACAUGGGCUACAGACCUGGCUUUGUGCAUGAAGACACUAUCAAGGAUGUUGUCGCGAAGUACCCAAGAAGAGAAUGGUCGGGCUGCUUUGCAAAGAAGAUCAGAGAGGAAGUUGGAGUCAAGCCUUGGUGUCAUACUACUGCUUCUACGGAGAAGUUCCCGCAUGAUGUUGAGCACAACGAGCUGAUGACGCCAUAUGAUGAUAAGUACUAGGUCCGAAGAAAACAAUAGGGCCCCCGCCUUGGCUAAACUUGCACUUGUCUACCAAUAAGCACUUCUUCGGUGAGUGUCAUGCCUAUCUACUCAGGGGUACAUGCUUUGAUCUAGGCUCUUACUAUCAGUGUCAUAUGGGAAGCCUUGUGUCUUACUCAGCAGUGGCGUAAAGCGGGCAAAGAACUGCCUCGCAAAGGAUUGGCUCACUCCAAGUCGUCUGCCGCAAGA
Messenger RNA from Aureobasidium subglaciale EXF-2481, 1113 nucleotides. RefSeq lists its product as uncharacterized. The record is from RefSeq and is a predicted model, not a curated record. Bases 157 to 885 code for a protein of 242 amino acids. The transcript is spliced from 2 exons. NCBI's taxonomy places the organism in Eukaryota, Fungi, Ascomycota, Dothideomycetes, Dothideales, Saccotheciaceae.